CUCGCACGUUCGGGCUCAGCGAGACAUUCAUCAGCCAUUUUGAGAUUUUGUCGAGUAUUACUGAGAUUUGAAAGGAAAAUUUAGAAAAGGGAAUGGAUUGGAGUUAUCGAAAAACGAUUUUCUUGUGUCUAACCUUCGUAACGGUAAGUACAUUUUGUAGUUUGCACCGACUCGAAGGCCAAGAGGAAGAAAUUUACUAAGUUUACACAUUAAGAAUUUUAGUUAUGAUGGCCCCGACGAAAUGGUCCUGAUUAACACUUCGAAAUGUGCCAUGUCUCAUAACUUCCAAAAUCAUUCAAAAACUACUGUCAUUUGAUAGUCGUAGUUGUUGUUUGAGUAGUCACUGAGCGCUGAUUUGCUUGGGCGAAAAUGUAAGAUGAAUCGAGUAUUUCUGAUUUAAGACAUUUCCCGUUUCGACAAUUCGCUUCAAACCGUAAGGCAGAUAUCAAUUUGACGCCCUUUCGCAAUGACUUGCAAGCUUCUCGUUACUUCUCUCUCUCUUCAAUUUUGCCAUUAAUGUUUUAAAUAAAAUUAUCUAGUUCGUGUUCAAGAAACGAGGACGUAAAAUCAAGUGAACUAUUCUGAAGAACAGCGACAUUUCGCUGAGAAGAAUAUGUAAACCCAGCUUCGGAACGGGCUGAAUUAACAACCCAUUCAACGUUGUAAAAACAAGGUUUUAUUGUUAGAAUACAUCUACAGCUCUCUUACUCUAUGGAAUUAUCAAAGAGAGGAACGUAGAAUUGGUAUUAAAACUCUUAAAAUUUUCAAAUGAGCGCAGUAUCUGUGAAAGCGGACGAAGAUCGAUUGUUGUUGACAUAGUGAUUGUACCUUCUUGUAUCAUAUUACACCGAUUUAAAGACGAUUUUGUUCAAUAUCAAAGCAACAAACUAGACCACGCAAUUUUUAGUUCAAGACGUGUCGUUUAUUGUCCAUGGAGGAUAUAGAUGGAAACAGUCUUGUCUGAAACGAAUUGGUAUAUAGAGAUUCAGGUGCAAUACAAGACAAAGCAUCCGCAUAUCUCCGAAUUUGUCACAGACAGUUCGAUUGCACACAAUAUGCUCUUAAAUUGGAAAGUUGUAUUGACAAAGCUUAAACUCGGUAUUCCUAAAUUGAUUUUUCCGCAAUAGUUUUCUGAAAAUGCGUGUUGUUUGUCUUGCUGUAAGCUUUGCUAGUAUUUCCUGUGAUGCGUAUUACAUAAGUACGGAACGCAUAAGUAUAGAUGUUAGUUCAGAUAGGUCUCCUUUUAACCUGUAUAACACGAAGGGCCCACAAAAAAAUUUAUCUUUUGUAGUGAUCAGAAGGGCUUACUUUUACAGCAAAUUGGAAACAUAUAAAUAUUGAUUUUCUGUCCUUUCCCUAUAUUCUUGUUCCAUACACUUCUAAUUGAGGAAAAUUUCAAGGGUAAAUCCCAACUUUAUGGAACUCAAUAGAAUAUGUGAAGUUACAGAUGUGUUUCAGCUUUCUCCUCUGUUUUUUAGUUUUUUUUUUUUUUUUUUUUUUCAGCCAUAGUAUAUUAUGAUUCCUCUCAGAUGAAUAUUUUGGUGUCAAAACUCUUUGAAUAUUUGAAAUGAGUUUUAUCUGUACACUGUCAUGAUGUGCUGGUUGAAUUGGUUCAUGCAGAGUUUUACAGACUUACUUCAUGCAAACAUCUACCUCAUAGGCUUUUGUGCCAACCAAGUGUUUGUUAAUUAAAGCCCAAAGCAGAUCCCUAGGUUUUUCAUGGUGAUAUAUUGAUGGCUUAAUUAACUCCUUAUAGUUUAAGAUGUGAAAAGGACCAGGGAAAUCUCUGGCAUAUUGUGUUCAAAAACCUUGUCGUAAACUGCAGUUUGAUUCAAGGACAUUGCUAUAGUUUGUUGUUUUCUUCAAUCCCUGUGGUGAUACAUUUUGCUAGGUUGUAAUAAAUUAUUGAUGUUUCUCGACCCUUUUCAAUUAUUUUGUUCCUCUAUAAUCAUUUUUUCCACAUUUCUUGAUGUAAUAAUUCGGUGUGUUCAGUAUUUCUUUGAAACCUGGUAAUUAUUCCAUUAAUAUCUGCAAUUUCUACACUACAUGCAUGUAUUUUAGACUUGAGUACUGAGAGUAGAUAAACAUUUCAAAAUCUCUCUUUGGUAAACAGCUUUUCCAGUUGUGGAUACAAAAGGGUAAAAAUGGUAAAUGGCAAAAUUUUAGGGAUUGAUAUGUUCUUUUCUGCAUCAAUUCUAAGGUAUUUUGUUCCACCAACAAGUUCAAUUUUUUGGUCUAGAUGUCAACUGUAGGCAGGGUUGUAGAUAAGAGCUGGCAGCCCUAACAUUUUGUCCACCAUAUUGGAUUUCAAGAUCCACAACUGUUUACCUUUAAAAAGCUCUGGCUACUUAAAACCUUAAAGAAAACCCUGUGUAGGGGGAAAUAAUCUAGAUAUUAAGCAUCAUCUUGGAAUGCAAACAGAGUCAACACUUUCUCUUUGUAGAUGCACAUGAAGUUAACUUUCUCAAUGGUUUAUUUUAUAUACUUAUUGUAAGAGAAAAUUCCUCUUAAUACUGUAAUCUUUGUUUGUUUGUUGAGUUUAAAAUGUGUGGCAAAUUUUUUAUGUUCACUAGUCACUAGUUUGUAGAAGACAAUUUACACAUGCCUAUUGUAAGAAGUGCUUGUUCACAUAGUAUUUUCCUUUUCAGGCAGUAAUCAAUAAAAUCUAUUGACUAUAAUACCCCCUAUUAUCAUGUAAAAUUGAUUGGAACACUUGAAAAUUAAACUUAAAAAUUUCUUCUACUGGUUGGGCUUAAAAUAAGGAAAAACACUGUACAGUUCGCAUGGUAUCUGAUUAGUUGAGAGGAUGGUGCAAGUUUUUUGUACCAAUUACAGAGGAAAGUUUAGUAAAACCAUAGUAACCUUGGAUUACUUUCAACUCUCAAUUAAACAUUGCAUUUAUUCUUGCAUUGUGUUGGUUUAGGUUGGAAAUGCACUUGUGGAAAAUCUGAACGAUGAUUUAGACUAUGACCCACAAGUGGCCAUUAAGUGUGGCAAAGUGACCAGGCACAUUGAUGUCAACACUGGAAGCUGGGAAGCAGACAAAAACAGCACUAGUCUUUGUGCCGUAACUAUGAAAGAAAUUCUCAAGUAAGGAUGUGGAGUGAUGUUAUGUUGACAGUCUCCAACCCUCUGUAACCCCUAACAGUGACUAGCAUUGAAUUUUUCCUUACAAUAUCACACUUGAAUCCAGCUUAUAAGGUCAUGAAAAUAAUGGGAAGGAUCACCUACUAAAGAAGGUCUUGAUUGUCAAACAAAUUAUCUUUGCAAAGGAAAUGCUAAGAGAACAGUAAAGGAUUUUGUAAAAUUGGUACAAUGUCGAACAAAAUUGUUUUGGUGUUAAAACAGUAUUUCAUUGAAACUUCUCACUCAUUUUGUCAAAUGUUUUUUUUCUGUUACUAGGUAUUGCAAGGUCAUCUACCCUUCACAAGAUGUGAGAAAUGUUGUUGAGGGUAACAAGCAGGUGUUAGUGGAUGGCAGCCUUGUCACUCCAUACCGCUGUCUUGGUAAGUCAGUUAGGAUUAUGCAGAUCAUACUCUGAUUGGAGCAGUAACUUGAAGGGGUGAAUGGAAGAAAGCUCAGUAACUUUCACUACAUUGCUAGAGUCUCACUUCCUGAUUGAAUCCUUGUGAAACAGAGGAUUCUUUGUUCCACCUUUGUAAUCAUCAUGUAACUUCUCUCAAUAAUAUCCAUACAUUAUUCGGCAAACAGGCAACAAGACGACUCAGACUUGUUAUUUAGAAGUUUUUAUCUUGAUUGAUAAUACCAAACUCUCUUAACCCUUUAACCCCUAAGAGUGACUAGCAUCUAAUUUCUCCCAACAGUAUAACCCCCAUAUCACACAGUAAGGUCAUGAGAAUGAAGGAAAUGAUCACCAACUAGAUAUUCUCUUGUUUGAAAAACAAAUUUCUCCUGUCAGCACUUUAGGAAUUGUAUCGGAAACAGUAUGGAGAAUAGGGUGUAAAGGGUGAACUAAUUUAUUAGGAAAUGUCAAAGAACCAGAGGGGAAAAUUAACAACCAAAUCUUGGGAGUCGAAGGGUUGUGAUCUAUAGUUUUGGAAACAAUUUGUUAAUUGUGUAAAUUUUGUCAAUGAGUUAUAAUAAAGAUGGUUGCUUAUCUAUUCAUGAUAGUUGGCCCUUUUGAGUCAGAUGCCUUACUGGUGCCCCCAAAAUGCCGUUUCGAGCAUAUGCAUGAUGACAGCAAUUGCCUCUCUCAUGACCAGUGGCACACUCGAGCUUCAGACAAAUGCCAGAGUGAAGGCAUGAUUGUUAAGGAUUAUGGUGUCCUUAUUCCAUGUGGUACUGGAAAGUUCACUGGCGUAGAGUUUGUAUGUUGUCCUCAAGAUGCCAGUGACGAGAAAGCAACUGAUGCUGCUAAGAUUGUGCCAAUUUCUGAGGCAGCUGGCACAUCAAAGCCAACCAGUGUUAUGGAACACUUGAAACAAGAGAUCAGCAAGUUUGCAAAGCAUGUCGAAGAAAGUACAAUUGGUAUGUUGUGGAGGUUGAAAAGUACUAUUUCAGAUUGUAGAUGGAGUAUCAUUUUGCAGACAGACACAUAUACAUGUAUGUGCAUAAUGUGUUAUUGGAAGUUGUCAGUGUUGAACUGACUUUCAAGGAUGGCUAACUCCCAUGAGUGACCAAGAUGGAAUUUCCCUUUUGGUUUCGAUGGAAUAUCAAGAAGACCAGUGACAAGAAUAAAGCAAAAAUAUUAAUUAGGAGAUUAUUAUUUGAUUUGAUACCAAAUUCUCCCCACUGACAUCAUUACAAUUGUAUGAGAAACAAUAAGGAGAAUAACUUAUGAGAUCUUGAGGGUGAAAGGGUUGAAAUAAGACAGAUUUUUUAAAAUUUUCAUCACCUGGAGCAGUGUCUUUUUUCUCUUUCAUGGCUUAAUGUAUCAUUAUCAAAUGCAUUUUGUUGACCCUAAGGUUACAACUGAAUUUACUUUUUUUUUUUUUUUUUUUUUUUUUUUUUAAACACAACCAUGGUAGAUCUGAGGUCAAUUGUAAUUGCAGUCUAUGACAUUCACUGUACAGCUGUCUUUCAUUAGAAGUGAUCCUGUAUGUUCUUGUUGUUGUCAGGUUGUGACCGACAGAAGUAUCAUGAGCGACGUGACAAACUGGAAGAGACCCACAAGACAAAGGUCCAGUCAUUGAUUGAUAACUGGAGAAUGUCUGAGAAACGAUACAAGUUGUUGAAAUCAACCGAUGAAGACCAAGCAGCUGGUUCAAUUUCAGGUGAGCUUUGCAGAUUUGGGUGUUUUGCAUGGUUAAAAAUGAUUCAAUUAGAAUUGGGAUGGAAAACAUUGUUUAAGAUGUUUACUUUGUUGUGAAAAACAUGCAACUAGCAAAAGCCAGUUUUACAUUUACAUCAAAGUUCCUUUGAUUUUUGUUAGUUUUGUUGUUGUUGUUGUUUUUCAUAAAAACAGCAAUCAUAUAUUGUAUACCUACAUGUACAUAAAUGAUAAAGAAAGAUGAUCGUGGUUGUAAAUGUUGCAGAGAAGAACCAGUAGAACUGCUUUUUUUCAUUCAGAUUGUGAAGAUAAAAACAUCUUUUGAGUGUCUCUUGACAUAAGAAUUAGUGUUCCUUGGCAGCCCCAUACCAUUCCAACAAGGCCCUGACCUUGGUAUGACUAUUAGUACAGUCUGUGGGUUGAUUCCAGCCCCAUUAUACAUGAACAUACACUUGUAUUACUGCUGAUACCUUGAACAUGCUAAAAAGGAGAGAGGUACAUUAUGCCUGUCAGGCAAGUUGCACAGACCAAUCAGUCGUGGGACUAAAUGUUCAGAACUUACAGAUUUAUGUAUUACAAGAAACUUUGAAUUUCAAAUUCAAAUAAUUUCUUACAGCGGACCUUGAGACCUUCAACAAGAUGGUGAGCUCCCUUGAAGAUCAGGUUAAACUGGAGCGUGCCAGACUGAAGGAAGAGCAUCACCAGUGUACACAGAUUGACCUUAAUGACAAACAGAACAAAGCAUUGGCUGACUAUGUUGCUGCCCUACAGGAAGAACCUCAAGAUGCCAAUAAGAUUCAGGAAGCUGUGCAGCGCUAUGUGAGAUUCUGCACUCAGGAUCGUCUGCACAAGUAAGCUGACUUGGUGCUGUUAUAGAUUUCUGAAGCAGUUAACCCUUUAACUCCCAGAAGUGAUUAGCAUGAAACUUCUCCCUACAAUAUCUGUACAUUAUUCUGCAAAUGGGCAAUGAGAAUAUUCAAACUUAUCAGGUAGAAGCUGCUAUCUUGAUCCAGCAUCAAGUUCUCAUAACUAAUUUACAAGGAAAUGUUUAGCAGCUAGAGGAGAGAAUUAACAAUCAGAUCUUGGGAGUUAAAGGGUUAAGCAUAAGUGGUUUGAAAUGUAUCUGCCUUUUUGGAGGCAAAAAAGUACUAUACACCUUGCCUUAUUCAUCCUUUAUUGUGUGGUUACUCUUCAGUUUGCGUUACUUCGACUAUGUGCAGAAGCACCAUCCUGAGAAAGCUGAGGAAGCUCGAGAAUCACUGCAAAACCACUUGAAACACAUCAAUAAUCUUGUGAAUGAGUCUAUGGUACUGCUGUACAAGCUGCCAGACAUUGCACGCAAGUUUCAUUUGGAAUUGCCAGAGUGGAUCCCAAAACCACCUGUCCUGGUAAGUAUGAGGGCAGCAAUAAAAUGUUGCCACAAAUUUUUUUUUGAUCUGAAAGAAUCAAAAUCGGUGUAUUUGAAGCAAGUGGUGAAGUUGAUGUCAGAUAAGGGCAUUGGUAUCAGUCCAUUCUUAAAAUUUUACAAUCUGGCCUUAUCCAACAAAAUUUAAUGAAUAUUUCGAGUUGGGAAUUCCACUCAAUGAGUUGAGAAAUUUUGUUUUGCAAAAUCAUGGGAAUUUACCAUAAACCUAACACUGGGGAAUUUGUGAAGAUGAGCAGACAAGCCUUAUUUUGCAGUGCUUAAUUAAAAUGGUAUCAUGUUGUGGACAUUUUGGCAACAUUACCAGGUCUAUUAGUUCACUAUGGUGGGUAUUUGGUGCCACAUUUUAGAUACUUAACAGGCACUGUGAACCCAUGCUUAUUCAUGCGUUUUUUAUGAUCAGCCCACCACAGAGGCACCAACAGUGGAGAAGAGCUCUGCAGCCAAAGAUCCCACAGACCCACCAAGCCAUGUUGGAAGUCAACCUGCAGCUACUAACGUGGGUGGCAUGGGUGAGUCAAGUCAGUGCCGUGUCAUACAUGCCGUGUCUGUGUUACUAAGGGAUUUGAUGGAGGAAUAUUGAUCAGUUGUCUAAGUCUUACCACCUUUUCUGCAGGUAAACCUGAGCAUGGAGAUGAUGAUGAAGAUGUGGUCGAGGUUGAGGAACCUUACAAGAAGAAGGGUCAGUUGUUGGCAUUAACUUUUAACCUCCUAAGUGUUUGAUAUGCGUCUCUCUCCUCUAUCUGAUGGAAAUUUCCAUGUACAUUAGCGAAGAUUCUGGUACAACAUUAUGAUAAAGCCCUUCAACUGAUAAGUUGGUUUAUUCGCUAUAAGUAUCUUCUGGACAAACACUAAAAUUUUUAUAAAAAGCUUUAUGUUAAUUGCACCUGGCAUUUAUACAGGUUAUGGCCUAAGAUGCCUUCUUUUGUUGACAAAUCUUUACCUUUGUUUUGUUCUUAAAGGUAAAACUGCAGCUUCCAAGAAGGAUGAUGAUAUUGAUGAUGAUGACGAAGACGUUGCCGAGGAUGAGGAAGGACCCUUCAGAAGGAACCAUUCACGAGCCACCUUCUCUGCUGUCAUUGGCCUCAGCUGCGGUGCCUUGGUCAUCAUGAUCAUCAUCGUGGUUGCUAUGGCCAUGCGCCGAACGCGACCUAGCAACAACACCAAGACAGUUCUCGUCGACGAGGACGCAGAAGGUGCUUCCGAGAAGAGCCAUCUCGUCAACAUGCAAGAAAACGGCUACGAGAAUCCUACUUACAGGUUUUACGAUUACUGAGUAGCGUGCUUGUAUCAUUUUUUUUGAGAACUCUUUUUUUCUGGGUGGAAGCCUGUGUUAUUGACUACUUUCAAUAUUGUCGACCGGUCGAGGCGCUUGUCUGACUCUGAAUGUGUUUCUAUAGGAUGUAUUUGUCACUUGAUAAACGAAGUCUUUCAGAGCACAUCAAUGUACUUAACGCAAGUAGAAUAGAAGUCUGAAGAGCCAAUCUUUUUAUAAUCGUACUAGUAUACUUAACGGCUUUUUCAAGAGAGGGUUUAUUCUUCAUAGAGCAAUUUCAGAUUAGCGGUCGCCGCAGAGAUCAAUACCAAACUUAUGUAACUUUCUAGGUUACACUCAUUUGCACUAGGCGUCGCAAUCAUACUUAAAUAUUUGUCACGUGUGCGGGACAUGAAAAACUCAUCUUCUUUCUUUGAUGAUCUUAGCCCUUUUUUAUCUUUACCUCGUCAGUCUGAACAUGAAAGGAAAUUUAAAAUCGGACACUACAUUUUUACCCUGUAAAUCCUCUCAGUUUGAAGCCUUGUUGUAGAUUUUAUAGCGUAAACCAAGGAAUUGAAUCCUAAUUUAGACAGGAACAGUAUUUAAAUCACUUGUAAACUGAACAGUAUUUAUUGGGAAGAGAACUGUAAGUUAGCUUCAAGAUCAGUUUGCACUUGCACUUGAUUACAGUCAACUUUGUCGUUUGGGGGCUCGAACUUCGAUCUCGGUCGGGAAAUUGAUCGGAACGAAUCACGCUGGUGAAUCGCUGGAAAUUGAUCUGCACUCUGAAUGCGGUCGAAUCGCGGGAAAGCCGCGGUAAGUGUGUGUUGAGCGAGAAGACUACAUGUCGAAUUCGUUUGUUGGUCCCUCAAAGAUUGAGUUGACAUAAAAGUUCAGCUAAUUAUGCAACACCUAGACGAGAAUAAAGGCAUUGAUUUGUCGAGGAAGCAACAACUUUAGGAAGACCAGUAUCGGCAGCAAAAAAAGCUUUUACCUCAGUUAGCUUGUGAUGUCUUGAAAGAUAAAACAUAAUUUACUUUUAAAUACCAUAACUAUAACCCUGUUAUAUUUUUUGUUUCCACCAUUUCCAUUUAAUGAUCAUUGAUUUCGUUUUGGAUGAGGUUACUAAUGAGACCACUUAAGUUGAUGUGAACUUAGACUCCCUAGAUCUGAUUGAUACUUCUCCCCUCUAGCUGCAACACAUUUCCUUGUAAUUUUGUCUCUAGAAUAUGGUGGUUGAUCAAGAUAACUUCUACUCAAAGUCUGAGUAUUCUCAUUACCUGUUUGGUAUGGAAUACCAUAGGGAGAAGUUACAUCUUGAUCACUUGUGGAAGUUCAAGAGUUCAACGUGUUCCUAAGGAGACCUAGUGAAUGCGAUCUCCCCGAGAAGAUCUCCUUUUCUUAAAGCUCAGAGCACUAUAGGAAUUAAAACAUGACGUCGGAUUGCUGUCACAAAAGUAAGCUUUGGUGUUGCAAAGGAAGCUACAACAAAAUUGCUUGGUUGAAACUUAAUCUGUCUCUAUGGUGGAUUCAAUCUUGGUUAGACCUCCACCCCCCAAUCGCUCGUAUAACUUUUAAGAAUACCUAAAUAUUUAAGAAACUUGUAUUAGAUUAAAGCGUGUCGGUACCUUGAUAGUUAAAAUGUAAAGCACUGGGAUUUGGCUAAUAAAUAGUACAAUUUUUAGUACCAUAAUUUUUGUGUGAAUCGAAGUUAUUUCUUAGUAAUGAAUGAAUAAUGCCUUGGUAGCAUGACCCAACUGGGGUACAAUUAGGCUGUUAUUGACAUGAUAACAUUAACACUAUUGCUGGGGUCAUUUGGUGUAAAUCCCAAUUUCCGCACUGUGCCCUAUCG
Pocillopora meandrina is the source of this 9760-nucleotide messenger RNA. The record is from the annotation of a GenBank genome assembly. Lineage: Eukaryota; Metazoa; Cnidaria; Anthozoa; Scleractinia; Pocilloporidae.